CAUCACCACCCUCACCCACAUUCACUUCUCUCGGCCUCCAUUUUUCCCUCCUCUUCAGCCAACCAUCUCACUCUCACACACGAGUUCGCCCAACCGCAAAUUCAUCCCAUCCUUCGCGGCACACCCCCUGCGAGACAAAAAGGGCCCGCCGCUGGCUGCCCGCAGUGUCCAGUGUCCACCCGAUUCGACCCAAGCCGAGCUCGAUCCUCGCCCUGGUCAGGGUGUCCUUAGCUGCUAGUAUCUUUCCUCCUACAUCCUGUCAAACUUGCAUCUCUUCCUGUUCCAGCCCCGUCACCACUCUGAGGCACGCACUCGCUUCUGCCAACAUCUUCGACCUUGACCCAAAUCUCCCUCACGUUCGCUAUUCUCCUCGAUCUCAACUGUAAACAGUCUGCACGACGACUUUGACGGCCCUUUGUUCACCUUGACGAUCGACCACCGAGACCAUCGUUUGAAAAUCUCCUGUUGCUCAGGAGAGUCUGCCGCUCGUUCCCCAACCCGGUGUCCCACUCCUCCGCCAACCUCGCCGGAUUCCAGAAUCGAUGACACAAUCGACCAGCACCUGCGAAUAAACCUCCAAACUACAUCCUACAUACUCAUCUCAGUCCAGAACAAUCACCAAACGAACAGUCCAUAGUAGACUCCUGACGUUGCCGUCGCCACUGGUUGGCGCUCGAUCCUGCUGCACCGCAGCCCCUUUGCAACAACACGCGUUGGUCGCAAUAACCGACACCGACGGUCAAGAUGCGACCGCAAACCUCAUUUCGCUACCUCCUGUCUCUUCUCGCCGCUCUCUCAUUAUCGUCCCUCGCCUUCGCCGAAGAUGUAAUCGAGUCCAACUCUCUCAACUCGUGUAAGAGCGGUUCCAACUUCACGGCCACGUUGUUUAACGUCGCCUAUACUCCAAAAAACAACAGUAUAACGGUCAACAUCAAUGGUGUCUCGUCGAUUACUGGAAAUGUCACUGCACAAUUGGAAGUCAUUGCCUACGGCUUCACCAUUCUGAAUGAUACAAUCGACCCUUGUGCGGAAGACCUGGCCGGAUUUUGCCCAAUGCAGACUGGCCAGAUCAACAUCGAAACAAAUAUUGAUGUGCCAUCUGAUGUCUCAAAAACAGUGCCAGGUAUUGCAUACAGCGUCCCUGAUCUGGAUGGUGUCGUUCGGGUCUAUGUCACCUCCCUCGAUACAAACCAGGUCAUUGCAUGCAUGGAGGCAGAUUUGUCAAACAGAAAGAGUGUAUACCAGCCAGCCGUCGGUUGGGCCACGGCUGUUAUUGCUGGAAUUGGUCUCGUCGCUGCCGGUGUUACUUCUGGACUUGGACAUCCUAACACGGCUGCUCACGUUGCCGCUAAUGCCGUCUCGCUGUUUGGGUUCUUCCAGGCUCAGGCCAUCAUUGGUAUGACGUCUGUGACUAUGCCUCCGAUUGUCCAGUCAUGGACCCAGAACUUCCAAUGGAGUAUGGGUAUCAUCAGAAUUGGUUUCCUUCAGAACAUCGCCACAUGGUAUCAGCGAGCGACGGGCGGUACUCCUACCACUUAUCUUUCCACCCUCAGCACUAUUUCCGUCCAAGUCCAGAAGCGCGCCGUCAAGCGCUCUCUUCAGUCAAUGGCCGCAGUGGCCUCAUACGCCUCUCGGGGCGCUCGCUAUCUCGCCAAGCGCGCGGACAGCUCCACCACCACUGUUGCUAACACCAAGGUCGUCCGCGGCAUCGAUAGAGUCGGAUUCAGGGCGGGGAUUGAGCAGACCAAUAUCUUCAUGACUGGUCUUAUCUUCUUCAUCUUCGUCCUGUUCAUGACCGCUAUCUUGGUUGCGUUGACUAAGGCCAUUCUGGAUGGUUGCGCCAAGGCUGGUUGGAUGAAAUCAGACAAGUUCUUGGAGUUCCGCAAUGGUUGGAAGAUUGUCAUCAAGGGUAUCUUGUUUCGAUUGGUCUUGCUCGGCUUCGUCCAAAUGUCCGUUCUCUGCCUGUGGGAGUUGGUUGAAAGAGACUCGGCCGCCGAGGUCAUCCUGGCGCUCAUCGUGUUCAUCUCCAUGGCUGCAGCUCUGGGAUGGGCGUCAUUCAAAGUCAUCCAACUCGCCAAGAAGUCGGUCACCAUGCACAAGAACCCGGCUUACAUCCUCUAUUCCGAUCCUCAGUGCCUUAACAAAUGGGGAUUCCUCUAUGUUCAGUAUCGGGCAACUGCUUACUAUUUUGUUGUCGCUGUGCUGUGUUACAUCCUGGCCAAGGCUGUCUUCAUCGCAUUUGCACAAAAUUCACCAGUCGCUCAGGCUGUAGGUCUCGUGAUUGUCGAAGCCGUUGCUCUGAUAGGUGUGAGCGUCAUCCGGCCAUUCAUGGACAAGAAGACGAACGUUUUCAACAUUUCGAUCGCGUCAGUCAACUUCCUCAACGCCAUCUUCCUUCUUGUCUUCUCAGACGCAUUCGGCCAGCCAGAAAUGGUGUCAGGUGUCAUGGGUGUUAUUUUCGCCUUGUACAACGUCAUCUUCGCGGCUGUCCUGUUGAUCAUGGUUCUCGUCGCUUCAAUCUACGCCAUUGCUUCAAAGAAUCCUGAAGUCAGAUAUCAGCCAAUGAGGGACGACAGAGGUAGCUUCAUCAAGUCUCAAGCUGCUUUGACGACAGAGCUCGACGCACUGGGUGCAACCGCAAGAGGCGAAAAUGAACCCAAGACAGCCUACAAGAACUACGAUGACGACGCUUCCUUCUCUAGCGAGUCCUUGAAGCAUCAAUCGGACAUGUCGCAUCGACCCAUGUCACAAAACCCUGGAGUUUACGGUCAACAAGAGACUCCAAUGUAUCCAAGUGAAAACAACGGCCGACGUGGACCACCGCAGUCGUACGAGCAACGACAAAUGUACAACCAAGGAUACAAUCACAGCGGCGACCAUGGAUAUCCCAGCAGACCAACCACUGCGCCCAAUUACCAGUACAGUGAUAGCGUGAGCAACGUAAGCAGCGGUUAUGCACCGCCUCGAUCUGCUGGUGGCUAUCCUCCACAGCAAGGAUUCCGAGCACAAAACAAUGCCAGCCCUUGGCAACGAGGGGCCGGCUAUGAUUGACAACACUCGGGCCAAGCGCGAGAUGAAAGGCAAAGCCCAUCAAAUUACCCUCCAAGCCAGGAUCGCAGAGGACGAAUGGAGAUGAGCGAAAAGUCCGAAAGCGGAUAUUGGGAUCGAGACUGGUGGAGGCAUGAGUAUGCUAAGGACACUGAUCGAACUGCCAGUCCAUACCGAUCUUGAGCUCGUGGAAUAUGAAUCCUGACGCUGAAAUAUUGGGGACUUGAAGCAAAAAAGGAAAACAAUGGGCUUUGGUGAUGAGACAUGAAUCAGAAGAAUCCGAAAUCGAAAAAUUUUAUGCAUCUUUGCAUCCGCUAUGCAUGUGAUGGGAGGGGUUGGUCCAUGGUACGGAGCCUUUGAGACAUACCACCUUCGCAUUGUCAUGGUUAUGGGCGUAGAGAUAGAUCCAGCAUUGGCAAGGCUACAAAGACAGCAUACGGGCGGAGUAUUACCAGCGGCGUUGGUUGUUUUUUCGUUUGUGGAGUGGAAAUGGAAAUGGAUUGAAAUGUACAGUACGUACGUACCCUGACCGACUCUUGAGGUGUGACGGAGUCAGCUUUAAGAAUUGAGAAUUGAAGAAUUGAAAUUCGAAGAUCAAUA
Molecule: messenger RNA, 3648 nt
Organism: Exophiala xenobiotica
Lineage: Eukaryota; Fungi; Ascomycota; Eurotiomycetes; Chaetothyriales; Herpotrichiellaceae
Exons: 2
Coding region: 745-3051 (768 amino acids)
Biological process (GO): fungal-type cell wall biogenesis; transmembrane transport
Source: RefSeq, a predicted model, not a curated record